CCCGAUCCCCGACUCCUCUCUUCCACCCUCUUCCUUCCCUUCUCCCCCCUUAAACUCCUCGUCCGCUUCCACCGGCGCACGCCCAACUCAGUCGCCCGCUCCCGUUCAGCCCGGCUCGAAGCCAUGGCGGGACCUGGGGGCUGGAGAGACAAGGAGGUCACGGAUCUGGGCCACUUGCCGGAUCCGACUGGAAUAUUUUCACUAGAUAAAACAAUUGGCCUUGGUACUUAUGGCAGAAUCUAUUUGGGACUCCAUCAAAAGACUGGUGCAUUUACAGCUGUUAAAGUGAUGAAUGCUCGUAAGACCCCUUUACCUGAAAUAGGAAGGCGAGUGAGAGUGAAUAAAUAUCAGAAAUCUGUCGGGUGGAGAUACAGUGAUGAGGAAGAGGAUCUCAGGACUGAACUCAAUCUUCUGAGGAAGUACUCUUUCCACAAAAACAUUGUAUCCUUCUAUGGUGCAUUCUUCAAGCUGAGUCCCCCUGGCCAGAGGCACCAACUUUGGAUGGUGAUGGAGUUAUGUGCAGCAGGCUCAGUCACUGAUGUAGUGAGGAUGACCAGAAAUCAGAGUUUAAAAGAAGAUUGGAUUGCUUAUAUCUGCCGAGAAAUCCUUCAGGGCUUAGCACACCUUCAUGCUCACCGAGUAAUUCACCGGGACAUCAAAGGUCAAAAUGUGCUACUGACUCAUAAUGCUGAAGUAAAACUGGUUGAUUUUGGAGUGAGUGCCCAGGUGAGCAGAACUAAUGGAAGGAGAAAUAGCUUCAUUGGGACACCAUACUGGAUGGCACCUGAAGUGAUUGACUGUGACGAAGACCCAAGACGCUCCUAUGAUUACAGAAGUGAUGUGUGGUCCGUGGGAAUCACUGCUAUUGAAAUGGCUGAAGGGGCUCCUCCUCUGUGUAAUCUUCAGCCCCUGGAAGCCCUCUUCGUUAUUUUGCGGGAAUCUGCUCCCACAGUCAAAUCCAGCGGAUGGUCCCGCAAGUUCCACAAUUUCAUGGAAAAAUGCAUGAUAAAAAAUUUUUUAUUUCGUCCUACUUCUGCAAACAUGCUUCAUCACCCAUUUGUUCUGGAUAUAAAAAAUGAACGACAUGUUGUUGAGUCGUUAACAAAGCAUCUUACUGGAAUCAUUAAAAAAAGACAGAAAAAAGGGAUACCUCUGAUCUUUGAAAGAGAAGAAGCUAUUAAGGAACAGUACACCAUGAGAAGAUUCAGAGGACCCUCUUGCACUCAUGAGCUUCUGAGAUUGCCAACCAGCAGCAGAUGCAGACCACUUAGAGUCCUGCAUGGAGAACCUUCUCAGCCAAGGUGGUUACCUGAUCAAGAAGAGCCACAUGUCCAGGCACUUCAUCAACUACAGGGAGCAGCCAGGGUGUUCAUGCCACUAAAGGCUCAGGACAAUGCACCUAGGCCUCUACAAGGGCAAGCUCGGGCACCUCGACGACUACAAGGGGCAGCUCAGGUUUUCAUGCCACUACACGCUCGGGUUAAGGCUAAGGCUUCUAGGCCUCUACAGAUGCAGAUUAGGGCACCUCCACGACUACGGAGGGCAGCCCGAGUGCUCAUGCCACUACAGGCUCAGGCUAAGGCACCUAGACCUCUACAUGUACAGGCCCAGGUAUCCAAAGGGCAGCAGGACCAGGACCAGGCCUCAGAACAGACACAAGAUCUAGACCAGGUGCCAGAGGAAUUUCAGGGGCAAGAUCAGAUACCCGAACAACACCAAAGGCAGGGCCAGGCACCUGAACAACAGCAGAGGCUGAACCAGGUACCUGAACAGCAGCUGGAACAGAACCAGGCACCUGAACAACCAGAGGUACAGGAACAGGCUGUUGAGCCUGCAGAAGAAGAGACAGAGGCGGAGGAACCUGAGUCCUUACGAGUGCAUGCCCAGGUGUUCCUGCCCCUACUGUCACAGAACCACCAUGUGCUGUUGCCACUACAUUUGGAUACUCAGGUGCUCGUUCCCAUAAAGGGGCAAACAGAAGGGUCACCUCAGGCACAGGCCUGGGCCCUAGAGCCCCCACAGGCAGUUGGCUCAGUUCAAGCACUGAUAGAGGGAUUAUCAAGAGACUUGCUUAGAGCACCGAACUUCCAUAACUCAAAGCCACUUGGUCCACUGCAAACCCUGAUGGAAAACCUGUCGACAAACGUGUUUUACUCUCAACCAGAACAGGCACAGAAGAAAAAAUCAAAAGUUUCUAGUCUAAGGCAGGCACUAGCAAAAAGACUGUCACCAAAGAAAUUUAGGGCAAAGUCAUCACGGAGACCUGAAGAGCUGGACUUCUCAGAUCUAGAAGCCCACAGGCGAAGGCGCCAAUGCAGAUGGGAGGAUAUCUUUAAUCAGCAUGAGGAGGAAUUGAGACAAAUUGAAAAUGACAAAGAAGAUGAGUCAUCAAACAAUGAAGUAUUUCAUCCGAUUCAGGCUGAAGUUGAAAUAGAACCUUUGGAGCCAUAUGUUCCGAAUCCUAAAGCAAAUGAGGUCCCAGAAAGAUCUACAUCUAUGCCUUACAACCAGGAUCAUGCACACGAUGUCAAGCUCUCUUCAAGUGUUCCUCAGCGGUCUAUUUUGGAGCAAGCUCAGAAGCCCACUGACAUCAGACAGAGGAGUUCGCAAAAUCCUCAGAAUUUUGCAGCAGCAUCAGAAUCUUCUUCUGAGGAAGAGAGUCCUGUGACCAGGAGGAGGUCUCAGUCAUCACCGCCAUAUUCUACCAUUGAUCAGAAGUUGCUGAUUGAUGUCCAUGUUCCAGAUGGAUUUAAAGUAGGAAAAAUAUCACCCCCUGUAUACUUGACAAAUGAAUGGGUUGGCUAUAAUGCACUCUCUGAAAUCUUCCGGAAUGAUUGGUUAACUCCUGCACCUGUCAUUCAGCCACCUGAAGAAGAUGGUGAUUAUGUUGAACUCUAUGAUGCUGGUGCUGGUACUGAUGGUGAUGAUGGUGAUUCUAAUGAUGCUUAUGAAGAUACUUAUGACCAUACCAAUGGCAAUAAUGACUUGGAUAACCAGGUUGAUCAGGCUAAUGAUAUAUGUGAAGACCAUGAAGAUGAUGACAACAAUGAUGAAUCUGUUGAUGAUGUAGACAAUAAUUGUGAUGAUGCGCCUAGUUGGCCAAGGGCAAGCUAUGGCAGAGAUGAAGGCUGCAAGCAAGAUGGCAGUGAUGGAAGUGAUGGAAAAGAAGGAGUCUGCAGAGGUUAUGGAAGCCAGAGAGCCUGUAGAAGCCGUGAAGGCAGUGCAGCCAGUGGGGGCAAUGCAGCCAUUAGAGAUGAAGAAGGACACAGAGCCAAUAUAGACAGUGGAAGAAGAGGCAGCGGGGGUAAUGGAGGUAAGGGAAUCAGUGGAACCAAUGAAGAAAGUGGAGCCCUUGAACUCAAUGGAGGAGAAAUUUGCUCAGAGACAGAUGGUCCAGGAUUGGAGAGACCCUCAUCCCAGGAAUUUGAACAUCAAGAGGAGCCAGGUGGUGUAAGUGAGGCCUCAAACAACAUUGCCUUAGGUGCUGCACCCUCAGCACCUAAUGACAAGAAUGAGAGUACAGACAUACUGGAAUCAUCAACACAACUGGGUUUUUCUGCCAGCCACUCAUCUCCUUCCAAAAGUUUUGGGGGAGCUGCUGAUGCUGACUUUGCCAGUGCAAUCUUAUAUGCUGGAUUCGUGGAAGUACCUGAGAAAUCACCUAAGCAACCCUCUGAAGUCAAUGUUAACCCACUCUAUGUCUCUCCUGCAUGCAAUAAACCACUAAUCCAUAUGUAUGAAAAGGAAUUUACUUCUGAGAUCUGCUGUGGUUCUUUGUGGGGAGUCAAUUUGCUGUUGGGAACCCGAUCUAAUCUGUAUCUGAUGGACAGAAGUGGAAAGGCAGAUAUUACUAAACUUAUAAAGCGAAGACCCUUCCGCCAGAUUCAAGUCGUAGAGCCACUCAAUUUGCUGAUUACCAUCUCCGGACAUAAGAACAGACUUCGGGUGUAUCAUUUGACCUGGCUGAGGAACAAAAUUUUGAAUAAUGAUCCAGAAAGUAAAAGAAGGCAAGAGGAAAUGCUAAAGACGGAGGAAGCCUGCAAAGCUAUUGAUAAGUUGACAGGCUGUGAACACUUCAGUGUCCUCCAGCAUGAAGAAACAACAUAUAUUGCAAUUGCUUUGAAAUCAUCCAUCCACCUUUAUGCAUGGGCACCAAAGUCCUUUGAUGAAAGUACUGCUAUUAAAGUAAUAUGCAUUGAUCAAUCAGCAGACUCGGAAGGAGACUACAUGUCCUAUGAAGCCUAUAUACGAAUACUGGCAAAAAUACAGGCAGCUGAUCCAGCUAACCGGUUUAAGAGACCAGAUGAGCUCCUUCAUUUGCUGAAACUCAAGGUAUUUCCAACACUUGGUCAUAAGCCAGUGACAGUUGACCUGGCUAUUGGUUCUGAAAAAAGACUAAAGAUUUUCUUCAGCUCAGCAGAUGGAUAUCAUAUCAUUGAUGCAGAAUCUGAGGUUAUGUCUGAUGUGACCCUGCCAAGUAACCCCCUGGAAAUCAUUAUACCACAGAAUAUCAUCAUUUUGCCUGACUGCUUGGGAAUUGGCAUGAUGCUGACCUUCAGUGCUGAAGGCCUCUCUGUGGAAGCAAAUGAACAACUCUUCAAGAAGAUCCUUGAAGUGUGGAAAGACAUUCCCUCUUCUGUAGCUUUUGAGUGUACACAGCGAACCACAGGAUGGGGCCAAAAGGCCAUUGAAGUGCGCUCUUUGCAAUCAAGGGUUCUGGAAAGUGAACUGAAGCGCAGGUCAAUUAAGAAGCUGAGAUUUUUGUGCACCCGAGGUGACAAGCUGUUCUUUACCUCUACCCUGCGCAAUCGUCACAGCCGGGUUUACUUCAUGACCCUUGGAAAACUUGAAGAACUCCAAAACAAUUAUGGUGUUUAA
Messenger RNA from Cynocephalus volans (Philippine flying lemur), 4878 nucleotides. RefSeq names its product Nik related kinase (gene NRK). The transcript has 29 exons. Gene Ontology annotation, molecular function: protein kinase activity; ATP binding. The coding region runs from base 124 to 4878 and encodes 1584 amino acids. The record is from RefSeq and is a predicted model, not a curated record. NCBI's taxonomy places the organism in Eukaryota, Metazoa, Chordata, Mammalia, Dermoptera, Cynocephalidae. Gene Ontology annotation, biological process: protein phosphorylation.